UCUUUGUGCUGAAAUCAAAAAGGAAACGACGUGUUUUGGAGUUUGUUUCUUGUUAUUGUGUGCAUUUCUUUGGCGUUUCUCACUUUAAGAGUGUUUAUAAACCACUAAACCACCCUGCUUCAGUAAGCCAAUGAAUUAGCAGAAAUCUUAGACAUCAUAUUGUCACCAUAUAUUUAAGCAGUUGAACCAGGUAUUUUCGAUACACUCCAAGAAAAGCGUACUGUUCGUAAGGAAACAUGACCAUCUCAACCAGCUGUUUAGUUUAUGUGCUACUUGUCUUCAUUUCGCUGGCAUCUCAUGCUCGAGGUGCUAUAAGAAUUAUUAAGCCGUGGCCUGACAACGUCUACCCGAUCGAAGGAGAGAAUACUGCAGUCACUUGUGUAGCAUUUGACAAAAAUGAUGCCAGUAGUAGACCAGUUAUCAAGUUUGUCCAGACUCUAGAUUUAGGGGGGACAAAACAGAUCACUGAUGAGGGCCCAAAUGGACACACCUACUUUACAACCAAGAAAGCAAUGGAUGGCCGGAAAGUGUCCACCACGUUGCAUAUCAAGAAUGUCACCUUGAAUGACGACACAAAGAAUGGUGGGCGCUACCUGUGUGAAGCCUACAAUGCUAGUGGUGAUGAUCCCUGGGCUCUUGCCAAAGAUACUUUUGGAUUCAUGGUCACCGUGAUCGAGCGUUCUGAAAUCCCAACCAUCCAAGUCUCUGAGGGAGAGACUGUCAAGUUUGGAGAAUCCAUCAACUUGGGAUGUAACGUGACUAUGGGCUCUAAUAGCUUAUGGAACUCGAUAGACCACUCAGCUUGGAUCAAAGACGACAAGGUUAUCGAUGAAACCUUAUGUCCCGACAGAGACAAACUGGAUAAUUUGGUGAUAAAGAUUGAUAAACCUGAGAAGGCUGGCGUCUACACCUGUGUUCUUACGGCAAAACUUAGGAAUACCAGGCCUUACAAGAUCUAUGGCAACAUUACCAUUCAAGUAACACCGAGGUUCACAAAGGUACAAAUGACUGCAUUGGAAUUCGAGAGUGGAGGGCAAGCUGAAAUGCAGUGCUCAGCUGAGGGCAAUCCGAUAGACAUUAUUUGGAAGACUAAAACUGCUCAGACUGGCGGCAAAACGGAGGUGUUAAAUCAGACAGCCGUUGCAUCAAGGUUCACUUUCUCCAAAGCAUCUCCCUACUCAGGCUUUAACCUUUCCAUCGACCCUCUCGAGGACGAGGACCGAGGUCUCUAUUACUGCUGCAUCAGAAAUGACAACAGCUCGACCGAGGACACAAGCAGCUGUCAAGAGUUUGUGCUCGUUGAUCUUACAUUGACUGUUACCUCAAGGUCGAAACACUGCUCGAAACGUUUUGCUCCGAAUAGGUUCCGUUUGAGCCGAGACAGAAGAGACAAAAUGAAAAAAUUUGGCGCACUUCUUGUGCUCCUUUUAGUUUUCGUCAAGAAUACAGUCUCAACAUGUCCUGGUAGCAAGUAUGAAUGCCGCGACGGGACUUGUAUCGAUAGAAACGAGCAUUGCAAUGGCAAGAUUGAUUGCCCAGACGCAUCCGACGAGAAGGGAUGUGGGCUGCUCAUUGCAUGGCCUUACCCCCCUAAUGUUUGGGGCAUGGUCGGUGACUCAGUCCAAAUCCCCUGCACUGCUCGCAACGACGGUACUUAUCCGGCCGUUGUGAAAUUUAAGAGAAGAGACAGUUUGUACCAGUACGUGGAUAUCCCAAACACUGCGCGAGUGUAUCAGACGAACUCCACCGCAAAUAAGUCUAUUGGCCUUACGCGUACAACGGUGCUACACAUUCAUAACAUGACCGUCGAUGACGACAGCAACGUAUACCGCUACAUCUGUUCGGCGUCCACCCCUGGCGCCCAAGGGGAACAGCAACAAGGGUUCCAGGUCAUCGUGGUAAAAGAUGAAGACCUACCGAGAGCAGACGUAAAUUCCGUAAACGCAAAUUUCGGAGAGACUGUCAACCUAACGUGCAAGUUGACGUUUACUGGGACAACCGGACAGGUGUCAAUAACGUCCCUUCAUUGGAUGAGGGAUAACAAAGUCAUAGCUAACGGGACUGAUACAGGUAUCGGCCCAUACACCAUACGUUCUGUAAGCACUAAGGAUGGAGGGGACUACAAAUGCUUAGCCAAGGUUGAAAUCCGGUCAUCUAAAGAGUAUCAGACAUUGCUUGGGACAGCCAAACUUACUGUUUUUGUAAAGUUUUUUGGCGUCCAGUCGGAGAUCAUCGGUUCUGUUGGGGAAAGAGUCAUCCUAGAAUGUCCAGCAGAGGGUUACCCGCUAAAAAUCCAGUGGUCAAGAAAGACAGGUCCAAGCACUGAAACUAUGUUAAAGGACACAGCUGGAAAGUACUCCAUCACGCGACCUUGCGAGUACUGUCGAUACACUCUCACCAUUCUGGACCUGAGCCUGCAAGACUUUGGAGUGUACAUUUGUACAGCGGCUACUGGGAGCGCGGGGUCUGGGAGCCACAAUUUUGUCUUGUCGCUAUCGGAGUCUGGGCCAAGCACGCCUACAGCAGGUGGUAACUCCACUGAGCCGACAACCGAGUCGUCCGCCAGUACCGCUAGUCGAGUUACAUCGCUACUGCUGGUCUGCCUAUGUUUGAUUGGUUUGAUGUGAUUGGCGCAACCAAUGACUAUCCGCCAUUUGUAAGAAAGCGGGGAUUUGAUUGGUUGGCGGGAACGUAACGUAAACAGUGAAUGGACCAAUGAUCACAGACCCAUUGCAAUAAAGCUUGCAGGUGGCUUGGCAACGCGAUAAGCUCGCGGGUGAGUAUGGGUAAAAAUCAUGAAAGCCAUCAAUUCACGAGCAGCGUAUCAAACUAAAAAAAGUGCAAAUUUGCCACCAUUAUUGACGGGUUAACCAGUAGUGGUGGCGAAUUUGCGAUCGUGGCGGGUCAACCGUUCAUCCAUUAAAUUGACAACGCAUUCGUCCAGCUUCUGCUAGCAAAGUAAAAUAAGUCGAUAUAUUUGUUUUCUAUCCAAGACGUUCUGGGCAGUACCCUGGAUGUAAAAGCCUCGUCGGCAUUUGUUCGUCAAGCUUUUGGAUUCAAAUAAAAGUUGAGCGGCCUCGUCGGUAUCUGUUCGUCAAGCAUUCGGAAUCAAAUAAUGGCCGAGCGGCCUCGUCGGCAUUUGUCGUCAAGCUUUCGUAUUCAAAUAUAGGCCGAUAGGCCUCGUCGGUAUUUGUUCGUCAAGCUUUCGGGUUUUCGAAUUGCGUGAACCUCUGAAACCCUGGAUAGCCGGACAAUAGCGUCAUGAUUGAUUUAGUGGCCGAGCAUUAAUUGUUAUCUGACGGGGAGGUAAAAAAUCCUGCCCAUUAUUUUUUGCGGCUAGUUGGCUGGCUUGAUGUUUUUUUCUCUCAUGAAUGUCGCUGUGCAAUUUAGUCAAGGUUUGCUUGAAAAUGUUUGAAUAUUUUCUAGAGGUUUUUGCUUGCUCGAUUUUUUUUUGGGUUUUCGUUACUGACCCGUUAGAUAACAAAUGGUCGGUCCCAGACCUCACACUACCGUGAAUCGAUGUUAUGAUUUUACCCAUAAUAACCCGCGGUAUGGUCCCGUGCCACGAACCUGGCUGCAACAGCCUUCAUCGAUCUCCCACCAGUAGAAACACGCUGAUAAAAACACAUUGUCUAGAAUAACAUUAUUUUAAUAAAAAAAUGAUAUUGUUUAUUGAUGUA
Nematostella vectensis (starlet sea anemone) is the source of this 3680-nucleotide messenger RNA. Its product is annotated as hemicentin-2. The record is from RefSeq and is a predicted model, not a curated record. Gene Ontology annotation, molecular function: protein binding. Bases 237 to 2627 code for a protein of 796 amino acids. The transcript has 16 exons. NCBI's taxonomy places the organism in Eukaryota, Metazoa, Cnidaria, Anthozoa, Actiniaria, Edwardsiidae.